Hevea brasiliensis (rubber tree) is the source of this 1805-nucleotide messenger RNA. Its product is annotated as serine/threonine-protein phosphatase PP1. NCBI's taxonomy places the organism in Eukaryota, Viridiplantae, Streptophyta, Magnoliopsida, Malpighiales, Euphorbiaceae. The record is from RefSeq and is a predicted model, not a curated record. Gene Ontology annotation, molecular function: protein serine/threonine phosphatase activity. The transcript has 4 exons. Gene Ontology annotation, cellular component: cytoplasm; nucleus. The coding region runs from base 439 to 1407 and encodes 322 amino acids.
CUUUUGGAAUAGAGAGGGAGAGAGAGAUAUUAACGAAAAUGACAAGUUUAUCUUUUCUCUUUUUCUAUCUCAAAUACUUCUCUCUCUAUUCCUUCUCUUCUAUUUUUAUCUGUUGGGUGCCCAUCUGAUCCUUUGCUUUGUUCUCUCAAAUUUUAAUCGUAAAUUCUCUGCUUUUUUCUGUCCACUGUUUUCUGCUAUCAUUUCUCUUAACAAAAAAGCUUUUAUCUUUCUUGAUUUAUUUCAUUCAAUUUGACACUUACCCUUUUUCUCUUUCUGUACAAAAUUUUCUUUUUGAUCCUUUAUUUCACAGUUUCAUUGCUUUAUGUGUUCUGGGGUUUCUUUGUCGAUAAUCGGGUUUGAAGAUUUCGCCUUUUCCCACUUUUUCUCUCUCAAUAGAUAACCUUUUAUAUUUUCUGUUGGUUUGAUUUGGAGGUUAAGAUGAUGAUGAUGAUGUCAAUGGAGGGGAUGAUGGAUAAGGGAGUUUUGGAUGAUAUAAUCAGGAGGCUAUUGGACGGGAGAGGGGGCAAGCAGGUGCAGCUAUCUGAAGGAGAGAUCCGUCAAUUAUGUGUAAACGCACGCCAAAUCUUCCUCUCUCAGCCUACUCUCCUUCAGUUAAAAGCUCCCAUUCGCAUCUGUGGUGAUAUACAUGGACAAUAUCAAGACCUCCUGAGGCUAUUUGAAUAUGGUGGCUACCCUCCUUCUUUCAACUAUCUUUUUCUUGGAGAUUAUGUUGAUCGAGGGAAGCAAAGUUUGGAGACCAUUUGUCUGCUUCUGGCCUACAAAAUCAGAUAUCCUGACAAAGUUUUUCUCUUGAGAGGAAAUCAUGAGGAUGCAAAGAUCAAUCGGAUAUAUGGGUUUUAUGAUGAGUGUAAAAGGAGAUUCAACGUUAGGCUUUGGAAAAUAUUUACCGACUGCUUUAAUUGUUUGCCCGUGGCUGCGCUAAUUGAUGAGAAGAUACUGUGUAUGCACGGCGGCCUAUCUCCAGAAUUGGAGAAUGUGAACCAAAUUAGAGAAAUUCAGAGGCCUACUGAAAUUCCUGAUAGUGGUCUUCUUUGUGAUCUGCUCUGGUCUGACCCUGAUGCUAAGGUUGAGGGCUGGUCAGACAGUGAUCGAGGUGUUUCAUGUACCUUUGGACCUGAUCGGGUUGCUGAGUUUUUGGAUAAGAAUGACCUUGAUCUCAUUUGCCGAGGUCAUCAGGUGGUGGAGGAUGGAUAUGAGUUUUUUGCCAAACGAAGUCUAGUCACAAUAUUUUCAGCUCCAAACUAUGGGGGGGAGUUUGACAAUGCAGGUGCUUUAUUGAGUGUUGAUGAAUCUCUAGUUUGUUCCUUUGAGAUAUUGAAGCCAGCUGCAUCAGCAAGCAGUUCAAAGUUGCCCCUUAAGAAGCCUCCUAAAGUUGGAAAUAUCUAACAUGGGCAAAGGAACUUGGAGAUUCCUGGUUUUGAAUACGAGAUAGAGCGAGCUCACUUCAUGCUUCGGUUUGAACUCUCCGUUACGGGGCAGUCUUAGGAGAUGAGAAAACUUUUAACCCUAUUAAAGGAGCAGACGAUUCAAUUUGCAAUGCAGAUUACUAGAGGAAAAAAAAAUCUGUAGAUCAAAGGUACUUGCUAUCUUCUGGCCAGGAGCUGAAAAUUUCACAUUGAACCCCAUUUGAUAAUUUCCUGUCUCCAUCGCUUAGCAUAUGCCAUCUACCGAUUCUGCCUUGAUUUUUGUUGAGUUUGUAUGAGUACCAACUGUGGUUUUCUCAUGUAAGUCCUCUUUCUUACCUAUUAAACAUUAAAAAAAAAAAAAAAAGUUCAUUGCUGGCA